UUUACGAUUAGGGAUUUGGGUUUUAUUCUUCAUAAUCGACAGCAAGUUUCAGGUUCACAGCCUCUGCAAUUUGAAAUUUAAAGAUGGGAAAAGCGAAUAGAACCGCCAAAUUUGCUGUAAUGAAGAAAUUAGUCAGUCACAAAGCGAUUAAACAUUACAAAGAGGAGGUAUUAAACCCUAACAAGAAAGACUUGACCAAGGAUAAUCUCCCCAGAAAUGUACCGCAAGUUUCGUCUGCGCUUUUCUUCAAACACAACACUGCUCUGGGUCCGCCGUAUCGAGUUUUGGUCGAUACUAACUUCAUUAAUUUCUCCAUCCAAAAUAAAUUGGAUUUGGAGAAAGGAAUGAUGGACUGCUUGUAUGCUAAAUGCACUCCGUGUAUUACUGACUGUGUAAUGGCCGAACUCGAGAAACUAGGCCAGAGAUAUCGUGUUGCUCUCAGAAUUGCGAAGGAUCCUCGAUUUGAAAGGCUGCCCUGUACGCACAAGGGAACUUACGCCGAUGACUGCCUUGUUGAUAGGGUUACUCAGCACAAAUGCUACAUCGUUGCCACCUGUGAUCGGGACUUGAAGCGGAGAAUUCGUAAGAUCCCGGGAGUACCAAUCAUGUAUAUUGCUCAACACAGAUAUUCCAUCGAACGACUGCCAGAGGCUACCAUUGGCGGAGCUCCAAGAAUGUGAGACUGUACCGAAGGUCGGAGUUUGAGGAUUUACGAGGUUAAUUUUUGUUACUAUAUUAGUGAAAUAGCUUUUGCUUUGAGUCUGUCCGGAAAGAAAAUUAUUACAAUUUACAACAUACUUUUAUUGUACGUCGAAAUCUCUCAUAGCUUUUGUACUAGCAGAUGAUGUAACCCUAAUUUUUAAUUUAGGUUCGUUUAAGGAUGUUGCG
Messenger RNA from Erythranthe guttata (spotted monkey flower), 888 nucleotides. RefSeq lists its product as uncharacterized. Gene Ontology annotation, cellular component: small-subunit processome. Lineage: Eukaryota; Viridiplantae; Streptophyta; Magnoliopsida; Lamiales; Phrymaceae. The record is from RefSeq and is a predicted model, not a curated record.